AUCCAGUCCAGCCCAGUUUCCAUCUCCGCUCUCUUCAAUUCCGCACACCAUGUUUUCCGCAAGGCAGAUAUUCGCCCAGGUCCAGCGCCGCGGCUUCUCGGCGUCCGCCCGUCAGGCGUCGAAGGUUACGGUUUUGGGCGCUGCGGGUGGCAUUGGCCAGCCGCUGUCGCUACUGUUGAAGCUCAACCCGAGGGUCAGCCAGCUUGCCCUCUACGAUAUCCGUCUAGCUCCUGGUGUCGCUGCCGACAUUGGCCACAUUAACACCAAGAGCGAGGUCCGGGGAUACGACCCCACGCCCUCUGGGCUCGCCGAGGCGCUCAAGGGUUCGGAAGUCGUUUUGAUUCCUGCCGGCGUGCCUCGCAAACCGGGUAUGACUCGUGAUGAUCUUUUCAACACCAACGCCUCCAUCGUCCGGGACCUGGCCAAGGCCGCCGCAGACCACGCUCCCGAAGCUAACAUCCUGAUCAUCUCGAACCCGGUCAACUCCACCGUCCCCAUCACCGCCGAGGUCUUCAAGUCCAAAGGCGUCUACAACCCGAAGCGCCUCUUCGGUGUCACCACCCUCGACGUCGUCCGCGCCUCCCGCUUCAUCUCGCAGAUCAAGGGGACCGACCCCGCCAACGAGAACGUCACCGUUGUCGGCGGCCACUCUGGCCAGACCAUCGUCCCUCUCCUCUCGCAAUCCGGCUACAACCUCUCUGGCGAGCAGCUCGAUAACUAUGUCUACCGCGUGCAGUUUGGCGGUGACGAGGUCGUCAAGGCCAAGGACGGCGCCGGUUCAGCUACCCUCUCUAUGGCCAUGGCUGGUGCCCGCUUCGCCGAGUCCCUCCUGAAGGCCGCCCAGGGCCAGAAGAACGUCAUCGAGCCUACCUUCGUCGACUCCCCGCUGUACAAGGACAGGGGCUGCGAGUACUUCGCCUCCAACGUCGAGCUCGGCCCCAACGGUGUCGAGAAGAUCCACCCCGUCGGCAAGAUCACCGAGUACGAGGAGAAGCUGUUGGACGUCUGCCUGGGUGAUCUGAGCAAAAACAUUGCCAAGGGCAUCAAGUUCGUCAAGGAGAACCCCGGUCAGUAAUCGCAUGGAGGAGAUGUACAUUAACUGGGACGGAGUGCAUGUGGGGAGAUGUAGAGGUUCCUUCACUUCCAGCGCUUGUAUUAUGGGUUUCCGGAAAUCUGGACUGGACUGGAAUUCGGAUGCCUCGAGUAAUUCAGCAGUUGGAGGAGUAUCAUAGGUAGAGAAUUGGUUUUGUACCCUAGCAAAAAUAUACUCCCUCUUUGCUCUCUUC
Molecule: messenger RNA, 1286 nt
Organism: Trematosphaeria pertusa
Lineage: Eukaryota; Fungi; Ascomycota; Dothideomycetes; Pleosporales; Trematosphaeriaceae
Product: malate dehydrogenase
Exons: 6
Coding region: 50-1075 (341 amino acids)
Biological process (GO): malate metabolic process; tricarboxylic acid cycle
Cellular component (GO): cytoplasm; mitochondrion
Molecular function (GO): L-malate dehydrogenase (NAD+) activity
Source: RefSeq, a predicted model, not a curated record